Uranotaenia lowii is the source of this 967-nucleotide messenger RNA. Its product is annotated as cytochrome P450 4C1-like. The record is from RefSeq and is a predicted model, not a curated record. Bases 281 to 952 code for a protein of 223 amino acids. Gene Ontology annotation, molecular function: oxidoreductase activity, acting on paired donors, with incorporation or reduction of molecular oxygen; iron ion binding; monooxygenase activity. The transcript is spliced from 4 exons. Lineage: Eukaryota; Metazoa; Arthropoda; Insecta; Diptera; Culicidae.
UUAAGUUAGAACGACGUUAGUCACUCGGGAUAAGGCGCCGCGUUCGGAUGUUUUAAAGCGUUGUUCCAAUAACUGAAAUCACUUAGCACGUGCUACUGAUUACAGCUGUUAAUCAUUUUUUUCUAAAUACUUUGCACAAAACAAAGCUUUUCCAUGUUGAUGGGAUUCUAUUCUUGAUAGAAAAUCUCACUUCUUAGUGCAUCGAACGUAACAUACUGGAAUGAAAUCUAUCUUCGAAAGUGUGGGAAAAACUCAAAUCUGACUUAUCGCCAAAAACGAAAUGAUUCCGCUAAUUUUGGCACUCCUGGCUGUGACCACCUUUCUGGGGCUGUUCCUGUACCGGAAGUUUGCCGAUACGCUACACUACGGGGCACUUAUCGGGGGACCGAAAGGUUAUCCGCUGCUGGGAAAUGCACUAACCUUCGUCAACAAAUCGCCACCAGAUUUUUUCCUGGAAAUCCAAAAAAUCGUUCGGGAGGCGGGAAAAUGUUUCCGACUGUGGCUGGGCCCGGAAAUGCUCAUCAUCGUCACCGACGCCAAGAUCACUGAGACCAUUCUGAGCAGCCAGCAGUUUAUCGAAAAGUCCGGCGAGUACGACUUCAUUCGACCCUGGCUCGGGGAAGGAUUGCUAACUAGCAGCGACCGGAAAUGGCGGCGGCACCGGAAAAUCAUUACGCCCACGUUCCACUUCAAGAUUCUGGAAAAGUUCGUGGAAGUGUUCGAUCGGCAGAGCAACAUUUUCAUCGACCAGCUGCGCCAGAAUGCGGCCGGCGGGAAAUGUUUUGACGUUUUCCCCCUGGUGACUUUGUAUGCGUUGGAUGUUAUUUGUGAAUCAGCUUUGGGAACUUUGGUCAAUGCACAAAUCCAUUCGGACUCGGAUUACGUCAAAGCCGUAGCGUUAAGAGUAAGUUUACGACUGUUGACGAAAAUGAUUAAAAACAAACAGACAUAGGAAACAUGCAAAGCA